GAUCUGUCGGACCCUCCGUCGCUUGGUCUGCGCCUGGCAGUGGUGGGCUCGGCCAUCGGGUGCUGCGUCAGCUGCGCGGGCCUCGCCUUCGGGUUCAGCGCGCUGGUGCCGGAACUGCUGGAGCUGGGGGCCUUCCACGAGGAGUGUCCAUCCUCGGGGGUGUGCCACCGCCAAAUCACUUCGUUGACUGGGCUCUUCACCACGGCCACCAGCCUGCUGAACCUCGCGGCGCUGCCCUCCGGGUUUCUGCUGGACUUAUGGGGCCCCCGCCGCUGCGGCGCGCUCUUCUGCGGUUUGGUGGCCGCAGGGUGCUGGCGCUUCGGCGCCGGGAACUACCAAAGCGGCUUCCUGGCCCUCGCGGUGGGCGGCCCCUGCAUCUUCAACUGCACCUUGAGCUUCGGGAACCUCUUUCCGUCCCGCUGCGGGCUGGUCGUGGCGGCGCUGGUGGGCGCCUUCGACGCCUCCAGCGCCGUCUUCGCGGGGCUGGCGCUGGCCUUGGGCAACGGGGCCAGCUUUGAGAGGAAGAUCUUCCGGACCUACGCCGGGGUCCCCACGCUGUGCGCGGUGGCUGCCAGCCUGUGCUGGCCUGCCUGGCCAGUGGCGCUUCCAGAGAACGAGCCACGCGAGAAUGAGCCCGUCUCUGGCAAGGAGAGCUUUGGCGCAUCUUGUCGAGCGCGGAGUUCGCGCUGCUGGCAUACACUGUGUCCGUGUCCAUGGUGUGCAUCAAUUUCUUCAUUGCCACAGUGUACCCGCAGAUGCUCUCAGUGA
This is a messenger RNA of Effrenium voratum, 768 nucleotides long. NCBI's taxonomy places the organism in Eukaryota, Dinophyceae, Suessiales, Symbiodiniaceae. The record is from the annotation of a GenBank genome assembly.